GCCUAGCUCGGUGAACACAGUAGUGUUGGUUGCGUGCCCUUGGCGUGUUAUCGUUGUCUGUCUUUGUAACUAUGCCUUCUGAUAAAGAACAUAUUAACAUAGUGGUUAUUGGGCAUGUAGAUAGUGGGAAAUCCACUACUACCGGACAUCUCAUUUUCAAAUGCGGUGGCAUUGACAAACGUGCUAUUGAAAAGUAUGAAAAGGAGUCUGGAGAGGUAAGUGUAUUGUAUCCUAGUUAAACUUCUUUAGAUGGGUAAAGGUUCUUUCAAAUAUGCUUGGGUAUUGGAUAAACUGAAGGCUGAACGCGAACGUGGUAUCACGAUCGAUAUUGCGCUGUGGAAGUUCGAUACCCAAAAUUACAAAGUCACAGUUAUUGAUGCACCCGGACAUCGUGACUUUAUCAAGAAUAUGAUCACAGGAACAAGUCAAGCUGACUGUGCCAUGUUGAUUGUCGCUGCUGGUGUUGGUGAGUUUGAAGCUGGUAUUUCCAAAAACGGUCAGACAAGAGAACAUGCAUUGCUGGCAUACACAUUGGGUGUCAAACAGUUGAUCAUCGCCAUCAACAAAAUGGACUGCACAGAACCUCCUUUUUCUGAAGAUCGCUACAAAGAAAUUGUCAAAGAAGUUUCCGGCUACAUCAAAAAAGUUGGUUACAAUCCCGCCACAGUCCCAUUUGUACCGAUCUCUGGCUGGCACGGUGAUAAUAUGAUAGAAAAGAGUACUAACAUGCCGUGGUUUAAAGGUUGGGAGAUAACAAGAACAAAGGAUGGAAAGACUGUUACUGAUACAGGCUUCACAUUGCUAGAAGCAUUAGAUAAAAUGGAACCCCCAGCAAGAAUGACUGAUAAACCACUCAGAAUUCCCUUGCAAGAUGUUUACAAGAUUGGUGGUAUUGGUACGGUCCCCGUUGGUCGCGUUGAAACUGGCAUCAUCAAACCUGGUAUGGUCGUCACUUUUGCUCCACAAGGUUUGUCGACUGAAGUCAAGUCUGUCGAAAUGCACCAUGAAGCUCUUACUGAGGCUCUCCCUGGUAGCAACGUUGGAUUCAAUGUUAAGAACGUCGCAGUCAGUGAAAUCCACCGUGGUAACGUUGCAGGGGAUUCUAAAAACGACCCUCCUAAAGAAGCUGAAAGCUUCAUGGCACAAGUAAUUGUCAUGAACCAUCCAGGUGAGAUCAAGAAUGGCUAUUCUCCAGUCCUUGAUUGUCACACUGCACACAUUGCUUGCAAAUUUAGUGAAAUAACGGAAAAGCUUGAUCGACGUUCGGGGAAGAAGACUGAAGACAAUCCAAAAUGCAUUAAAAAUGGUGAUGCAGCUAACAUAUUGCUCGUGCCAAAUAAGCCCUUAUGUUUAGAGACAUUCCAGCAGUACCCACCACUCGGUCGCUUUGCCGUUCGAGAUAUGAAGCAAACGGUGGCUGUGGGUGUCGUAAAAUCUGUCACCAAGAAAGAAAGUGCUGCUAAAGUUACCAAGUCCGCCGCAAAGGUUGCAAAGAAAAAGUAAUUUAAAAGUAUUCAGUUAACCAAUUAAAAUUUUUGGAUU
This is a messenger RNA of Schistosoma rodhaini, 1542 nucleotides long. The record is from the annotation of a GenBank genome assembly. NCBI's taxonomy places the organism in Eukaryota, Metazoa, Platyhelminthes, Trematoda, Strigeidida, Schistosomatidae.